This is a messenger RNA of Solanum stenotomum, 723 nucleotides long. Its product is annotated as transcription factor MYB15-like. The transcript has 3 exons. The record is from RefSeq and is a predicted model, not a curated record. Bases 1 to 723 code for a protein of 240 amino acids. Lineage: Eukaryota; Viridiplantae; Streptophyta; Magnoliopsida; Solanales; Solanaceae.
AUGGAGGAGAUUAUAAUUAAGAAGGGGGCAUGGUCUCCUGAAGAAGACCAAAAAUUGAAAGAUUAUGUUAUGAGAUUUGGCAUUUGGAAUUGGAAUCUCAUGCCCAAAUUUGCAGGUCUUUCAAGAACUGGGAAGAGUUGUAGACUUCGAUGGAUGAAUUAUCUCCGCCCUGAUGUUAAGAGAGGACCUUUUACCAUGGAAGAAAGAGAAACCGUCAUCAAAAUGCAUCAGCAACUUGGAAAUAGAUGGGCUACUAUUGCUGGAAAAUUGCCAGGAAGAACAGAUAACGAAGUUAAAAACUUCUUUCACACACAUCUAAAGAUGCAUCUUGGACAGAAAAAUAUUAUUGAUGCCCCGGUGAAGUCUAGGAGGGUAAGAAAACCGAAGAAAAAGGCCGCUCAGGAAAAAUCUCAAUUAUUUGUCGAUAUUUCUAAAACAUGGAGUAACAUGAACACUAGUAAUUUGAUGAUAUCACCAAUGGGUGGUUCUUCUUCACUAUCGAGCAGUAGCAUUAUUACAUUUGAUCAAAAUGAAAAGAUUGAUGAACCAAAUCCGAUGAUUGACAUGGAAAAGACGGUAAUUAUCUUGGAGAGCAAUCCAGCUGCAACGACUCAUCAUCAUCAAUCAUCAUCACAUAGUAAUAUCGAUUCCUUCGAUCAAUUUGUUGACACUACUUCAUUUUGGCUUUAUCUACUUAAUGAUGCCAAUCGUAUUAUUUUAUGA